This is a messenger RNA of Helianthus annuus (common sunflower), 963 nucleotides long. RefSeq names its product cysteine-rich repeat secretory protein 38. The transcript is spliced from 2 exons. NCBI's taxonomy places the organism in Eukaryota, Viridiplantae, Streptophyta, Magnoliopsida, Asterales, Asteraceae. Bases 3 to 821 code for a protein of 272 amino acids. The record is from RefSeq and is a predicted model, not a curated record.
UUAUGUUUUGGGCAAUGUUGUUUAUAAUGUCGGGGUGUUGUCAUGUAGAUGGUGUUACUUAUUUGGACUCAGAAUGUUCACAAGCUCAGAACUCAACUGGGAAUUCGGUCUAUCGAUCAAACCUCAAAUCUCUUUUGAAUUCGUUGGCUACGAACGCUCCUCUUCAAGAUGGUUUUUUCAAUACUAGUGUCGGGAAUGGUACAGACCGGGUGUACGGUCUAGCGUGGUGUCGAGCAGAUGCUUCUCCGGACACAUGCUCCAAGUGUCUGAACGGUCUUAUUAGCGCACCUCUAAGUGAUUGUCCCGAUAUUAAAGACUUGGUGACAUGGUCUAGUACGUGCAGUUUAAGGUUCUCAAAUGAGAGUUUCUUUGGCGAACUUUGGAACAGCUCAUCUUCAACUUAUGGCGGCAACAGUGGACUUGAUGACCCUGCUGUGUUUACAAGAAGGUUCUCGAUGAUGGAAACGCUAGUAAGAAAUGUUUCUAGUCAACCAUUGAUGUUCGCUACUGCUGUUAUCGAUGUUGGAGAUAACGGAGAGAGAUAUGGGUUGGGCCAGUGUAGUCGGGAUCUGAGCAAGUUGGAUUGUGAAAAUUGUUUGGAGGAGCUUCUAACAAGUUAUCAUGAUUUCGUGUUGAAUCGAACCGGGUGGGAGAUGGUGGGAGUGAGUUGUGGUAUGUGGUAUGAUGAUUUUCGGUUUUAUGACAAUAAUUCAUCAAGGCCGAAUCCGACCCCAAACACUUCAGGAGGAGAAACAUGGUAUAAAAAAGGAGACAUGAUCUUGGCUUUUGUAGCAAUUCUUGUGUUAUAUUGGAUUCCAUGAAUCAUGACUGAUUUAAUUAUUUAUAUAAUGUUGUGUUUGUAAAGCAAGUUAGCUUAUGUAAGUCGAACAAAAUAGUAUUUUGAACAAGUUAUAUGUUAAAUAAGUAUUGUUAAAAUAAAUGUACUUUUUUAGAUUUUUAAAA